Molecule: messenger RNA, 1788 nt
Organism: Epithele typhae
Lineage: Eukaryota; Fungi; Basidiomycota; Agaricomycetes; Polyporales; Epitheliaceae
Product: chaperonin GroL
Exons: 3
Coding region: 1-1788 (595 amino acids)
Biological process (GO): protein import into mitochondrial intermembrane space; apoptotic mitochondrial changes; mitochondrial unfolded protein response
Cellular component (GO): mitochondrial inner membrane; mitochondrial matrix
Molecular function (GO): ATP-dependent protein folding chaperone; ATP binding; protein-folding chaperone binding
Source: RefSeq, a predicted model, not a curated record
AUGCAUCGUCUCUCUGCUGCCUCUACGUCCGCCGUCCGUCGCAACGCGACCAAGGCUGCGAAGCCCGUGCUGAAGCGCGGCGCGCAUAAGGAGGUCAAGUUCUCAAAUGAGGGUCGCGCGGCGAUCCUCAAGGGCGUUGACGUGCUUGCCAAUGCCGUCAGCGUUACGCUGGGUCCGAAGGGUCGUAACGUGAUCAUCGAGCAGCCGUUCGGGGGCCCCAAGAUCACAAAAGACGGUGUCACUGUCGCCAAGUCCAUCACCCUCAAGGACAAGUUCGAGAACCUCGGUGCUCGUCUCGUCCAGGACGUCGCCCAGAAGACCAACGAGAUCGCCGGUGAUGGUACCACGACUGCGACCGUCCUCGCGCGUGCUAUCUACUCCGAGGGAGUCAAGAACGUCGCUGCUGGUUGCAACCCCAUGGACCUCCGUCGCGGCUCGCAGGCGGCAGUCGAGCGCGUCGUCGAAUUCCUCGCCGCGCAUGCGAAGACUAUUACUACCACCGCCGAGAUCGCUCAGGUUGCGACGAUCUCAGCCAAUGGCGACACUAAGGUCGGCAACUUGAUCGCGCAGGCCAUGGAAAAGGUCGGCAAGGAAGGCGUCAUCACCGUCAAGGAAGGCCGGACGAUCGACGACGAGAUUGAGAUCACGGAGGGCAUGCGCUUCGACCGCGGCUUCAUCUCUCCCUACUUCGUCACGAAUCCCAAGUCGCAGAAGGUCGAGUACGAGAAGCCGCUCAUCCUGCUCGCGGAGAAGAAGAUCUCGUCCCUCCAGGAGCUCCUCCCCACGCUCGAGAUCGCCGUCCAGCAGCGCCGGCCGCUCAUCAUUAUCGCCGAGGACGUCGACGGCGAGGCCCUCGCAGGUUGCGUCGUCAACAAGCUCCGCGGCCAGCUCAACGUCUGCGCGGUCAAGGCUCCCGGCUUUGGUGACAACCGCAAGUCGAUCCUCGGCGACCUCGCGAUCCUCACCGGUGGCACGGUCUUCUCCGAGGAGCUCGACAUGAAGCUGGACAACAUCACGCCCGAUAUGCUCGGCUCGACAGAGUCGAUCACAAUCACCAAGGACGAUACCGUCCUUCUCAACGGCAUGGGCACCAAGGAUGCGAUCCAGUCGCGCUGUGAGCAGAUUCGCGCGCUCAUCGAGGACCGGACAACGUCGGACUACGACCGGACGAAGCUCCAGGAGCGUCUCGCGAAGCUCUCGGGCGGUGUUGCGGUCAUCAAGGUCGGCGGGUCGUCCGAGGUCGAGGUCGGGGAGAAGAAGGACCGUUAUGACGACGCGCUAAACGCGACCCGCGCCGCGGUCGAGGAGGGCAUCCUCCCCGGUGGUGGUACUGCGCUGCUCAAGGCAUCGCUCGUGCUCGGCUCGUCGACGCCCGGCGCCCAGGGCUCCUCGCCCGUUGCGCCCGACGCGAAGCCCAUCCCCACCGCGAACUUUGACCAGGAGCUCGGUGUCUCAAUUAUUCGUCGCGCGAUCACAAACCCGGCGCGCACGAUCAUGUCGAAUGCGGGCGAGGAGUCGUCGGUGAUUGUUGGCACGCUGCUCUCGCAAUACGGCGGCGCGGACAAGUUUGCGUGGGGCUACGACGCGAGCAAGGGCGAGUACGUUGACAUGAUCAAGGCCGGUAUCGUCGACCCGCUCAAGGUCGUACGUACGGCGCUCAUCGACGCAGCGGGUGUGUCCAGUCUGUUGACGACCAGCGAGGCAUGCGUCGUCGAGGCAGACGAGCCCACGCCCACGGGCCCGCCGAUGGGCGGCAUGGGCGGUAUGGGUGGCAUGGGCGGGUUCUAA